Molecule: messenger RNA, 1294 nt
Organism: Lasiosphaeria miniovina
Lineage: Eukaryota; Fungi; Ascomycota; Sordariomycetes; Sordariales; Lasiosphaeriaceae
Exons: 2
Coding region: 121-1278 (385 amino acids)
Source: RefSeq, a predicted model, not a curated record
UGUCCAUUGCGCAGGACUUUAGGGCGCACGCCAAGGUUUUAGUGAGCAAGAAAACCCCUACCGUACCGUAACCAGGCACCAACUUUCGGGAGUUGACAUUCCCGACCCAGCAGCAGAUGAAUGCCGUUGUUCCUAGUUCCCGCCCGCGACUCGCGGCACCGUCUAGCAUGCUUCGCCCUCUAUAGAGCCCUCCUCCGCCAGGUUCCUCGCGUGCCUCUGCCCGACGACGUCGCAACCGGCAUUAGUCCCGUCAACCCCAUCAAAUGGCUCGUCCGCAGUGGCUUCCGGCGCAACCAAAAAGAGACUAGCCCGCGGCUGGUCAUCUCGGCGCUGAGAAACGGCUACCGCUACCUCGACCUCCUCACGCGCGCCCAGAACCCCUCCGCCGGCCCCGAGCACGCCCAGGUGCUGGCCUUUCUCCGCGCGAACCAAGCGCGGGUGCUGCCGCUGCUCAACCGGACGCGCCGGACCAAGACCAGCGCGCCCAUCCCCGGCACGAUCCCGCUCCUGACGCGCGUGCGCGGCUCGGACGGCCGCUCGGAUCCCGUCUACGUCAGCACCGUACGGCCGCGGCCGCUGUCCGAGAUCAAGGGCGGGAUCCGCCGCGUGCCGACCAUGGACGAGUCGGUGGGGUUCCCGUUCCUGCGCCUCACGAAGCCGCAGCCCAGCGUGCUGUCGCGCGUGCUGACGCAGAAGUCGUUCAGCGUGCGCGGCGCCAUGGUGCGCCGCUCAGAGCUCCUGCAGACCAUCAUCCCCGACGUGCAGGACGAGGACCGCUGGGAGUACUCUGUCAGGCAGAUGCUGCGCGACCAUGGCAGGGCGAGCAGCGAGUUCGUCGACAACUCGGCGACGUACGCGCGUGUGCUGCACAACGAGGUGAAUGCCAUACACGACAGGAUGAAUGAGAUACAGAAGGACAAAAUGGCGCGUGGCAGGGCUCUGUGGAAGAUAAUUUGCGAGGAGAAGGCGCUUGCCGAGGCCGAGGCCAAGGAGCGGAAGGAGGCUGCGCGGCGGGCAAAGAAAGAGGCCACUGAAGCUGACGAAGCUCCGGCGGACACGCGCAAGUUAAGCAUCUACGGGCGGCCGGUGAGGACGCUGACUCGGAAGCGGACAAAGUCGCCCAAAGAAGUUGAUCCCGCGCAUGACGAAGAGAUGCGAGCCAUCCACAAGAUAUUGGCUGCGUCUCAGGAACCAAUUAAGCCCAAAACAAACGCCGCAUGUGCAGCAGGCACCAAAAAGCAGGACCGCCGCAACCGGGCCGACGCAAGGAUGCCAUAACCGUGUAGAUUACUGU